GCGGCAGUCAGCUGGCAGCCAUGGCCGAGGACGGUGCGGAGCACACGAACACGCCCGGCACGGGCGACACCAACACCCCGUUCGGACUGGGCCAGCGCGGCCGCAAGGGCGCGCUUAAGAAAAAGAAUGUCUUCGAGGUGAAGGACCACAAGUUCAUCCCGCGCUUCUUCAAGCAGUUCACCUUCUGCAGCCACUGCAAGGACUUCAUCUGGGGUUUCGGUAAACAAGGAUUCCAGUGCCAAAUCUGCAGCUACGUCGUCCACAAGCGCUGCCAUGAAUUCGUCACGUUCAAGUGUCCUGGCGCCGACAAGGGUGCCGACUCAGACAUCGAGUCUGCCAUCCACCGCUGGCUGGAGCACACGUACACGGCGCCCACCUUCUGUGAUCACUGCGGCUCCAUGCUGCAUGGGCUCUCCAAGCAGGGCCUCAAGUGUGAAUCCUGCGACAUGAACGUGCACAAGCGGUGCCAGGACAGCGUUCCCAACCUCUGCGGCUGUGAUCACACGGAGCGACGGGGCCGGAUAGAGCUGGGCAUCACGGCCUCAGGAAACAAGCUCACCGUCGAAAUUCGUCAGGGGAAGAACCUGAUCCCGAUGGACCCGAACGGCUACUCGGACCCCUACGUCAAGCUCAAGCUGAUCCCCGACCAGGACUGCUCCAAGCGCAAGACCAAGACCAUCAAGACCUCGCUGAACCCCGUGUGGAACGAGACGUUCACCAUUGACCUGAAGCCAGAGGACAAGGACCGCCGACUGCUGGUCGAAGUCUGGGAUUGGGACCGAACGUCGCGGAACGACUUCAUGGGCUCACUCAGCUUCGGCAUCUCGGAGGUCAUCAAGGCGCCGGUGGACGGCUGGUUCAAGCUGUUGACGCAGGACGAAGGCGAGUUCUACAACGUGCCCGUGCCGCCCGAGGGCACCGACAUCAUGGAGCUAAAGGAACGGGCCAGGAGGUCAUGCUGGCGGAGCGGCGCGGCACGGACGAGCUGUACGCCAUCAAGAUCCUGAAGAAGGACAUCAUUAUCCAGGACGAUGACGUCGAGUGCACCAUGAUCGAGAAGCGGGUGCUGGCUCUGGCCAGCAAGCCGCCGUUCCUGGUUCAGCUACAUUCCUGCUUCCAGACGAUGGACCGUCUGUACUUCGUUAUGGAGUAUGUCAACGGAGGCGACCUGAUGUUCCAAAUCCAGCAGUUUGGAAGGUUCAAAGAACCCGUGGCUGUGUUUUAUGCGGCCGAGAUUGCGAUUGGUCUGAUCUUCCUGCACUCGCGAGGCAUCAUCUACCGAGAUCUGAAGCUGGACAACGUGCUGCUGGACCAGGACGGCCACAUCAAGAUCGCCGACUUCGGCAUGUGCAAGGAGGGCAUCGAGGGCAGCAAGACGACCAAGACGUUCUGCGGCACGCCCGACUACAUCGCCCCGGAGAUAAUUCUGUACCAGCCGUACGGGAAGUCGGUGGACUGGUGGGCGUACGGGGUCCUGCUGUACGAGAUGCUGGUCGGCCAGCCUCCCUUUGACGGCGAAGACGAGGAGGAGCUCUUCGCCGCUAUCAAGGACCACAACGUCUCCUACCCCAAGUGCAUCAGCAAGGAGGCCAAGGAGCUCUGCAAGGGGCUGCUGACGAAGCAGCCAGCCAAGCGGCUGGGAUGCUCGCCGACGGGGGAGGCCGACAUCAGGGACCACCCCUUCUUCCGCCGGAUCGACUGGGAGAAGAUCGAGACGCGGGAGGUGCAGCCGCCGUUCAAGCCGCGCAUCAAACACCGGAAGGACGUCAACAACUUCGACAAGCAGUUCACGUCGGAGAAGACGGACCUCACGCCCACCGACAAGCUGUUCAUGAUGAACCUCGACCAGACAGAGUUCUCCGGCUUCUCCUACUUGAACCCCGAGUACGUGCAGCACGUGUAGGAUGUGAAUCAGGAGCUUGAACCGGGGGUACGCGCAGCACGCGUGGCACCUGGGAAUCAGAUGCGCGCAGCACGUGUAGAAUCCAAACAACGAGCACGCGAGACACGUGCAGGACUCAGAGUGGGUGGUGGAGGGCCUGCAGGGUCGGAGCCAGCCCUCGAGCUGAGGGAGCUGGCGCCCCGCCCUUUCCAGCAUUUCAGCUUCCCUGAUUCGUGCUUAACGGUGCGCAGUAUUAUAGUUCAUCGGAACUGGACCGGGUGCGGUGCAGCGCCUCUGAAUCGAGCGCCGGCAGCGCCUCUGAAUCGGGCGCCGGUAGCGCCUCUGGAUCAAACGCCGGCAGCGCCUCUGGAUCGAGCGCUAGCAGCGCCUCUGAAUCGAGCGCCGGCAGCGCCUCUAAAUCGAGCGCUGGCAGCGCCUCUGGAUCGAACGCCGGCAGCGCCUCUGAAUCGAGCGCCGGCAGCGCCUCUAAAUUGAGCGCUGGCAGCACCUCUGGAUCGUGCGCCGGCAGCGCCUCUAAAUUGAGCGCCUGGCAGCACCUCUGGAUCGAGCGCCGGCAUCGCCUCUGAAUCGAGCGCUGGCAGCACCUCUGAAUUGAGCGCCGGCAGCGCCUCUGAAUCGAGCGCCGGCAGCGCCUCUAAAUUGAGCGCUGGCAGCACCUCCUGGAUCGAGCGCCGGCAGCGCCUCUAAAUUGAGCGCUGGCAGCACCUCUGGAUCGUGCGCCGGCAACGCCUCUAAAUCGAGCGCUGGCAGCACCUCUGG
This is a messenger RNA of Pollicipes pollicipes, 2662 nucleotides long. RefSeq names its product protein kinase C, brain isozyme-like. Gene Ontology annotation, biological process: protein phosphorylation. The record is from RefSeq and is a predicted model, not a curated record. Lineage: Eukaryota; Metazoa; Arthropoda; Thecostraca; Pollicipedomorpha; Pollicipedidae. Gene Ontology annotation, molecular function: zinc ion binding; ATP binding; diacylglycerol-dependent serine/threonine kinase activity.